Messenger RNA from Cyclocybe aegerita, 2781 nucleotides. The record is from the annotation of a GenBank genome assembly. NCBI's taxonomy places the organism in Eukaryota, Fungi, Basidiomycota, Agaricomycetes, Agaricales, Hemipholiotaceae.
AUGGCUCCCAAAAGCUCAGCUCCAGCCCAAAGUUCAGGCCUCCUUGCAGGCGUCUUCAGCUUCGUAUCCAGGGAGUUUGACUCAUUUGUAGCGAAUGCGACAGGAUCAACGGCUGCAGGGCCAUCCGCAAGCGCGUUAUCAGACGAGGAGUUCGAUGACUAUACUUCGGACGAACGAGACCCGGCAUACGAUGACUCUAGAGAGGACUACGAACCAGCUUCACCCCCUCGCAAGCGUUCCAAAUCAACAAAACAUACCCGGCGCAGCGCGACACCAGAUCCUCACCCCCGAAGGCGAAGUCAUCAUGAGGACAGGGCACCAUCGCGUCAACCCAGGAGACCGCGCUCACCAGAGGUAGCCGAUACCGAGGAGGGAGAACGAGAGUCGCCUCGUCCACCCUCUCCGCCGCCCCUUCCUCGCGCCCUCAAGCGGCGACCCUCUAACUCUAUGCCAGGAUCUCUCUUUCCAAGGUCUCCUUCCAUUGAACCCGACCCAAUCCCUGCUGCAGGGCGCGAGCACCGUGUACGCUUCUCGUCCAAAAUUCCGGACUCGCCAGCCCCGCUCCAGAGGUCCCAGCACAAGCUCCCAGUCGAAGCUUCUCCCUCUGGCUCUUCAUCGUCUCCAGGAACUCCUCGUCGGCGAAGCAGCAUGGGUUCUUCUGUCCAAACGGUUGUGGAUAAGUUCCAUGUCGGCGAGCAUGAUGCUGGACCGUCGACUCUUUUGCCGAGCCCGCAGACAUCUCCACAUGCCCGUGGUCUGACGCGAUACACCCAAUCACGACGAAUGGAGGCCGAAGACGAGCGGCCACGGAGUAGAGCCGACAAGGGCAAGGGACGGGCGACAGAAGACUUUAGUCAGGAAUAUGAAACAUCCGGCUUCUUCAGGGUCAAGGGAAAGGAGAGGGAGUUGGUAGCUGCACGCGAGGAGAUGGAAAAAAAUGACCGACGCCUAAGGCGGGAUGACGAAGGAGAAUUGACGUUCCUGGUGAACGUUGAAGAGGACCGAAAUAAGGACAAGGAGCGUAUCAGGAUGUUGGAAGAAGAAAUUGCACGGUUGAAGGAAGAGUUGAUGAAGAGACCCCCGAACAGUGGAGGCCGAAUGGCACCUCCACCUCCACCACCUCCGCCCCCGCCACCCCCACCUCAUCGGAUGACGACCCUCGGAAUUCCAGGCGCUGCUUCAGAUCAGCAUAACCUCUUUGCAUCUGCGCGUGCAUCUCUGAAACAGGCGCCCACUCCUGUCGAGAAUCCUAUCAACCCACCUGUUGCUGUUCGAAGACGUGGCGUUGCGACGAUGGGCGUUGCGCCUGAUAAGAUGGCCGCCUUCCUGCAGGAAAUGAAAACCGUCAGGUUGCGCAAGGUCGGAAGACCCGAGUUGUCCGACCGUUCUACCUCAUUGGACAGGGCCGCCUCAGAUUCUUCGUUACGGCGGUCGAUAUCUCUGCAGCGUUCGAUAGCAUCGAUUCCACCACCCUCUCGUGCCUCAUCGAGCUCUACUACCACUCGUAUUAGUCAUCUGCCAGACACGGACUCCCGUGUUGGCGAGAAACGGAAGAGAGCCCUUACUGAACACCAAGAGGAGUCACACGCCCCCCUACGCCGUCGUUCAGACAUCUCAUCCUCCACAGCAGCCAACACUACGACAAGCUUGAGCUCCAACACAUCUAGCCAAUCUGAGACAUCAUCUUUAACCUCAUUAUCUCAAUCAUACCCUGCUCGAACGAGCUUCGUGAUCCCUCAACGGCCAUGGCAGACGUCUUCAGUAACCGACGCACCAACACCAUCUCUCUGCUCCGACAACUCUCUUGAGAGGGACGACACGAGCCCCGACGAGCAGCCACCUUCGACGCCGCCUGCGCCUGCAACGACGGGCCCGUCGAGAUCUUUCUUCCGCUUCAAAGGCAACGGUAUCCCCGUUGAACCUGCGACCGUGCAGAAGGACCCUGUGGAUGUGGUCAUGGAGGACGCUGGGCACAGAGACUACAUCGAGCCGCUGCGGGACCACGACGAAGAAGAGCCUGCGCCUUCCUUCAUCCCUAACAAGAGUAGUAUCCAACCGCGCGGUAACAUCUUCGACAAACGGCCUCCGUCGUCUCCGUUCCCUGACAAGUCUCCUCGGCGGCCUCGCCCUCCCACCUCUCGUACGAACGCACGUCCGCCUACACCUCGCCCUCCGCCUCAAGCCCAUUCUGACGACGAGGAUGAGGACGAAGACGAUCCACUAUCUCUACCGCCCUUCAACUCCCCGGAAAAUCCAUUCACCGAGACCACCUCGAACAAAGGCAAAGGCAAGGCACGCCAGACCAAGCCCAAGUCCGCCGUCGCCGAACCUCCAGCCCGAACUCUACCUUUACCUCCUAACUUUUCUCGAUCGCCCUCUCCCUCAUCCCGCCGACCAUCCUCGCGGCACAGGUCGGCCUCACAGUCGAGCAGACGACUGACGCUCGACGAGGAGCUGCGGAAUGCCAGCAGCAGCCCGUACCAAGAGCUCGACGACGACGACGACGAUAGCCUAGAAAGCGGUGUUUUGACGGCUGUGGGCACGAGGAGCAAACGCCGGGGCUUCCUCGCUCGUGGUGGGGCAGGUGGCGCACCGGUGUUCAUGGGUGUGGGUUACGUAGAAGGUGCUGAGGAAGACGAGGAGGAUAGGAGAGGGCGUGUUCCUAUAAAGCCCAAGCGGACGCAGCAGAGAGUGCAGGAUGGGGAUGAUGGGGGUGACGAUGAGUACCUUCCUUCUCGGUCCACAACUACGACGAGGAAGAGCAAGAGUCGGCGGCGGUGA